AUGGUGAUCCCGAUUCUGAAACUUCUGAUCUCGGUCAUGGGGCAGUCAAGAAAGAAGGAAGAGGAGGUAAGCAGAGCUUCUAUUCAUCAGGAGCUUGUGAGGUUGGAAUUGAAGGAGAACGAGGAAGAGCCGGUUCUGAAAUCGAAUUUGGAGGAAAAGAAAGAAGAAAAAGAAGAAGAAAAAGAAGAAGAGAAGGAUGAGGAAAAGAUUGUUGACAGGUAUUUGAGUGGAGAAGAAAUGGGGAGUCGGAAUGGAAGUGACGAUGGAAAUGAGAAUGUGAAUGAGGAUGGGUAUAGGAAUGGGAGUGAGAACGAGAAUGAAAAUGAGGAUGAGGAUGAAGAUGAGGAUAGGAAGAGAGAAGUGGAAGAGAACGAUAAUGAAGAUGGUGGAGUGGGAGAGAAAAAGAGUGGAAAUGAGAUUGAAAAUGGCAGUGAAGUAAAUAAUGGUAGCGGUGAGAUGGAUAAGAAGUUCCGAUUAUCUCUGCAAGUCUCCUAUCGUAAAAGAUAA
This is a messenger RNA of Humulus lupulus (European hop), 507 nucleotides long. RefSeq lists its product as uncharacterized. The coding region runs from base 1 to 507 and encodes 168 amino acids. Lineage: Eukaryota; Viridiplantae; Streptophyta; Magnoliopsida; Rosales; Cannabaceae. The transcript has a single exon. The record is from RefSeq and is a predicted model, not a curated record.